Molecule: messenger RNA, 1536 nt
Organism: Fusarium pseudograminearum CS3096
Lineage: Eukaryota; Fungi; Ascomycota; Sordariomycetes; Hypocreales; Nectriaceae
Exons: 1
Coding region: 1-1536 (511 amino acids)
Molecular function (GO): monooxygenase activity; iron ion binding; oxidoreductase activity, acting on paired donors, with incorporation or reduction of molecular oxygen
Source: RefSeq, a predicted model, not a curated record
AUGCUGGUCCCUUUUCUCUCCGCCCUGGCGACCCUGAUGCCUUCUCUUUUGAUGGGAAUUCUCAUCUUGUGUCUUCUCGGCUUUGGUGCAAUCGCCUUCAACAUCUUCGUCUACCCCUUCUAUCUAUCACCUCUGCGACAUCUCCCUGGACCAACCGACAACGCUUUCUUCUUUGGCCAGGCCGCAAAGUUCCUUCAGGUCCCUUGGUUUCCUGAUCUCUUCUGCCAGUGGUCCCGAGACCAUCCAGAUGCGCCCCUUAUCCGAUACCUGAACUUUGCCAACGGCGAGACUCUCUUCGUCAACACCAUCGGAGCAUACAAGCAGGUUCUCCAGACCAAGAGCGCCUUCUUCGUGAAGCCCGCCUUCGCCAGACAAUUUGCUCACGAGAUCAUCGGUGAUGGACUACCCUUCGUCGAAGGCAAGCUUCACAAGCUUCGCCGAGCAGCCAUCAGCCAGCCAUUCUCAGCUCCGCGCCUCAGGGAAUUCUACCCUACCGUCCAAGGCAAGGCGGAGCAGCUGGUGCGUGUUUUGUCUCAACGUCAUGAUAAGAAUGGUAACGUCGAAAUCGAGACCAAUGUUUGGAAGACAGUUCUUGAUGUCAUUGGCCUCGAAACGUUUGGCCUUGAUCUCAACCAUCUCGAAUCCAACGAGUCACCCCUGUUUGAGACCUUCACUACCAUGAUGCAGCCAUCCGCACUCGGUCACAUCGUCAAUUAUCUCAACUCCCUGGUUCCGAUCCGCCAAUUCAUCCCAAUCGCAGAAUGUGUCGAGUUCUCCAAGAGCUGCACCAUGGUCCGGGAGUUUAUUCUGUGCCUUAUCAACAUUCGUCGCAAUCUGGGUGAAAAAGGGUUCAUCAACAACCAAGAUGCUCUUCAGUGUUUGCUGGAGCACGACGAUGCUGAUUGGAACGAUGAGAGCCUUGUUGAGUAUGUCUUGAACCUCUUGGUUCUUGGACAUGACACCACUGCCUGCUCAAUCACAUGGGCCAUCCACGAACUCUCGCGCCGACCCGACUGCCAGCAGCGCCUGAGGGAUGAGAUCAAGAUCCUGGAUGACACUUGCCCCAUGGUAUCCUUUAACGACAUCGACAAGCUUCCAUACCUGCACAACUUUGUGCGCGAAGUUCUCCGACUCUACUGCGCGGUCGCAAUGGCACCUCGCCAGGCAACUGAGGAUGUCGAAAUUGAGGGAGUCAUCAUCCCCAAGGGAACAGUCGUCCAGCUCUCGCCCGCCGUCAUGAACACUCACCCCUCCGUCUGGGGUUCUGACGCUCAGGUUUUCAAUCCUGACCGCUGGAAUGACCUCAAGGGUGAUGCAGCAAGUGCAUACGCAUUCGAGACGUUUCACAACGGCCCGCGAAUGUGCAUUGGCAAGCACCUUUCCAUCAUGGAGAUGAAAGUGAUGCUGGUAGAAAUCGUACAUAAGUUCGAGAUCCACAAGCCCUUUGGGGACGAAUUCAAGGAGGUUGCAGUCGCUGGACCAACCUUUACUCUUCGCCCCAAGGAGAAGUUGGUGGUGCGCUUGGUUGAGUUGUAA